Molecule: messenger RNA, 4580 nt
Organism: Aspergillus alliaceus
Lineage: Eukaryota; Fungi; Ascomycota; Eurotiomycetes; Eurotiales; Aspergillaceae
Product: putative leucine permease transcriptional regulator (SAC3)
Exons: 6
Coding region: 652-4281 (1209 amino acids)
Biological process (GO): mRNA export from nucleus
Cellular component (GO): cytoplasm; transcription export complex 2; nucleus
Source: RefSeq, a predicted model, not a curated record
CCCCCUUCUGCAUUCGUGACCACCAAAAUUAGACGGGCCCAGUCAACGAGAAACGACUAUUGUUUUACGCAUUUCGAAAUCGCGCCCAUCGUCUAUCGAGCUCGCGGUUUAUUGGAUCACUGCUUUGUCCGCGCGGAUGUUUCUCCCCACGCUCUGAGGCCACAAUCCGAUCUGCGUUGCUCCGCAGCCUUUGCAUCGCUGGAAAGACCUGCGCUUAUAAAUUUGUUUCCAUCGUGAAGAAGGACGUUUCAAUCAUCGGAAUUCGCGCCCAAAGGUAUUGCGACGUCGUCAUUUCCUCCUUUCUCUUUAGCUACUGGCUCUAUUUAUGAUUGCAUUAUUCACUAUUCCUUACUCCCUUUAUUCACUCGCUCUUUCGUCCCGGUCGUGUUACCAUGAAUAUUGUAUUUUUUUCGACGCCAUCCUUGGCUAACUUUUUCGUCACGCUCCUGCCAACGAUUUUCGGAGGAUAGCACUUUUAGGGAAUCUCAUUCAUCGCCUUCCGCCUUUGCGCCCAACGUCUUCCAGUUCCAGUCAAUGAAAAGAAUAUAAACGAAUAAGAACAGCGACACACUCGCGAGAAGGGAAAGUCCUGAUCUGUUCGGGUGGAAUCCUUCUGGUUCCGUCCACUGUUCUCGCGCUGCUCGCGGCACAAUGGCCGGUCCGCCGAACCCAUUCGCUGGCCUGAACCAGAAAGAUGGUACGACGGGAACAGCAGGUCGUGGACGUGGCGGAUCACUUGGACGGUCAGCACCUUAUCAAGCCAAGAAUACAAAUGCACCCCGGGAUCCUAGGGCCCGAGGCCGCGGACGCGGAGCACCGACGGCUCCAAGAGCUACCCAUGGCCAUGGUCGAGGAGGUGGUACUGCAGGAAAUACCUGGCGCAAACCUGAAUCGAACAACGGACCAACCGGACAAUCAGCGUCGCCUUUCGCUCAAUUGAAACAAAAUCAGUCCCCGUCGUCGCCCUUCGCUGAGAAGUCUGCCCCGCAAAAGCCUUCGUUCUCUGGGUUUGGGAAAGCGCCGUCGUUUGGGGCCCCUUCCUCUUUCGAUGGGACUCGGGUCGACUCAAGUCGCGACCCCCGGAAGCGGACUUCCUUAUUCAAGCAAAACGGCGUAACUUUAUCCGAUGUACCUGUCGAAGAUAUGACUGUUUUGAACAACUACAACGAUCGUUAUGAACAGCUCAAGCUUGAUAGGGCUAAAGAGAGAGAGAAAGCGAUCAAGGAAGGACAGAUGGCGGAUCCAAACCAACCAACCUCGUUGAACCAAGCUAUCACACCUGUCGGAACAUGCACCAGCAUGUGCCCUGAAUUUGAACGGGUUGAGCGCAUUGUUCAGAAGAUGGUUGACAAAAGUGAAAAGUUUCUUCAUCCCUCAACCAACUCAUUACAAAACCUGGAAACAAAGAUGCUCAAACGUUUCCGAAGGUCGGCCGCUGGGUACGAUGAACAACUUCCAUCGGAUAUCCGAACACCCAAGACGCUUCUUCAGACUAUGAACUACUUAAUACGUCAUGUACUCGGUGGACCCGAACCCCUGGGCCUGAUUCAUAAAUUUGUAUGGGAUCGAACUCGAUCGAUCCGCAAUGACUUCUCAGUUCAACAAGUCACUCAGGAAGACCAUGUGAAGAUCGCAGUUACUUGCCUCGAAAGGAUUGCCCGUUUCCACAUUGCAUCACUCCAUUUGCUCUCUAGUCCUGCUAAUGACGAGCCCUUUGAUCGUCACCAGGAACGUGAACAACUGAAUAAUACAAUGUUGUCGCUGAUGUACUACUACGAUGAUAAUCGGGGUCGCAUCUCAUUUCCAAACGAAGACGAAUUCCGCGCGUACUAUAUCAUCUUUUCUAUCCUCGAUCAACGACCCGAUCUAGAAGCGCGUGUUCAGAAAUGGCCGGCCGAGCUACGCAAUUCUCCUCGGGUUCAGUUGGCGCUGGAACUUCUAGCCGCUGCUGGUAAUGCGUGGGAAUAUCAGGGAACUCUAGACGCUAGAAGAGCAAAUGCAAUUGCACAGGGCUUUUAUGAGCGCUUUUUCAGCCUGGUGGACUCUCCAGCAGUUUCCUAUUUGAUGGCAUGUGUUGCAGAGAUAUACUUUAAUCAUGUCCGCCAGACCGCUAUCCGCUCGAUUUGGAAGGGUUAUUGCCGCUACCCGUUGUCUCAACAGCAUAAGAACGAAGAAUGGACUGUCGCUGAGUUAACAAGGGCGCUGUAUUUUGACAACACUGACCAGACUAUCAAAUUUUGCGAAGAACAAGACUUGGAAUUUGCAGAGAAUGCAAAUGGCGACCUAUAUUUGAAUUGGGGAAGUCGCCCAAUUGACUCAGUCGAAUUCCGCAGAUCUUCGGACCAUACAUUUUCAGAGAAGUAUGUCGAGUCAAAGCGUGCAGGCCGAACAUUGGUCGCGAUUAUUCUCGGAUUGAAUGUCAAGCAAGCGGCACAGUUAGGAAUGAUCGACAGCUCACUUCUGCAAGAGCGCCCUCUUGCUUUGCCUGCGCCAAACACAGAGGCUUCUGCGGAAGAUGAGUCGCUUUUCGUCAGCGAUGAUGAUAACGAGAUACCGCGCUCCACUAGUCAAACAAGCGGGAGUUUUGCGCAGGAUGGAGUAGACCGCGACUCGCCGAUAUCUACAGAUAGCCUUGGCGGAGCCUUCGAGGAAACGUCGCAAACAUCGACUAUUACCGAGCCAAAGCCAGCGGGAGGCAUGUUCUCCCAGUCGUCAAAUACAUUUCAGCCCUCAUCAUUUUCACCUUCAUUUGCAACUGGUGGCUCACCUGGCGCUUUUACAGCGUCGGCGCCAUCUAACCCAUUUGCAGGUCUAUCUUCUCUCACAUCUUCAAAGACUCCGGAAACAACUAAUGGCAGUUCCCCCUUUUUUGUUGGGUCAAGCGCCCCACAGUCAACAUCUGUUUUCACCACAGAAUCAAGUCCGUUCGCCUCGCAGAAAGACGAAACUAGCACUUCUAAUACUACCAUCCCGGCCUUCCCCUUUAAAUCCCCCAGUCUCUUCCAGCCCAGUACUGCAUCAGCCACUCCGCCCUUUAGCUUUCCGACAACUUCAACCGAUAUCAAGUCUGACCAAACUGCUGGGCUGACUGCUGGCCAGUCUGCCAGUAUAUUUGAUACAAUCAAAGCACCUGUUCCCUCAGGGUCGCCUAGUGCCAUAUUCAAUAUCUCUGAUCAAAGCACAAACCCUAGCAAUGCAGGAAGUCAACUUCAGAUGGGUUCUCCGAAAGUCCCACAGCAGCCUUUUGCGCGGCCUUCAGCGAACUUUCCGUCCCCAUUUGCCACAAAUAACAACGAAACGCCUAAAUCCUACGUGCCGGAGUCAACUAUUGGACAACCAAGUCCCAUUGUUGAGAAGCCCCGAGAUAGCGAUAUAGGGCAAGAACGCCCUGGGGUGACAAUGCAGAAACCUUUUCCAGAGGGCGUAACUGAGCGCGAUACUCCGGACGACCUUAAUUCUUUACGCAGUAAUGAUGUCUCUCAUCAGGAGCAAGAGGCAUUUCCCUCAUUGCUAGAGAAGACCAAUCCCACAGAACUCACAGCUCCCGCGUCUACCGAGCCGAAUAUUCCGAGUACCUCGUCUCAUUUGCCUACAGAGCUUUCGGAGCCAUCUGUGGAUGAAGUUGUUUCCAUUGCCCCUGAUGUGAAUGAACGACGUAUGGCGUGGAUAGAAACUUUAAGAGAAGCAGCCAAUAAACGACGGAGGACUUCUUCGACAAGUCGCAAAAGAGCUCAUGAGGACCAAGAAGGAGGAGCAGCGAUAGUAAGCGGGUCUAAGGCACCAAAAGUAUCAAAACCAGAGAACCCCGUCCCUCGCAAAAAGUCCAUGGCGCUUUCAUCUAUCAAACCUCUACCGAAGCUUCCUAUCUUGGAACAAAUCGAGGCAAUGACGCGGAAGCCGACCGCCGAACCAAAACCCCAGCCUUCGAAGCUGAGUCAAGUUGACGAGGACGAGCUUCUUCUUUCUGCUGCACGUAUCGCCGCCGAGUCCCUUAGGAGCGGCCCAAAGCUCACCGGCAGUUGGUCUAAUGGGUCAUCUGAACCUCGACGCUCCUCUUUCAGCCCUCGGAGUAGUUUCGCGUCGUCGUUAUCCUUUUCCCGUAGCCAGUCGCCCCAAUCUUCUUUUGCGAACGGGUACGACCUUGCGCUUGCCCCUGAUACCGACCUUGGACUAGGCCGUACAUUGUCUCGGACUGAACAAAGGCUUCGCCUUACAGGUGGCAAAGGACUGGCGUAUAAGCCGCUAGACUUUACCCCUAAGAAGAAGCGAAAAUCCAAAUAGAGACAACUUGGCGAUCAGUAAAACCAUUACACGUUCAUAGAGAUCUCGAUCUCAUACGGUUGCAUGAUAUCGAUUAAUUUCGGCUCUUUCAAUAGAGCCUUCCGAGGUACAUAUCAUCUGUUUACUGGAAUGUAUUAUCUGCAUAGUGUGAUGGCGUUAAAGCGAAUACUGUGUCUUUUUCUGAUUUUCAAGGGUUGUUGCAUACUUUGGUCUCAAGCAUGGCGCAGGAAAGAUCAUAUACCUCGAUUUAUUCUGGAUCUUAGCGAGUGGAACGCAAAUGUUCCCACCUUCAGUCUAGG